Messenger RNA from Scomber japonicus (chub mackerel), 1143 nucleotides. It is a transcript of the gene oprd1a, whose product is annotated as opioid receptor, delta 1a. Gene Ontology annotation, cellular component: membrane; neuron projection. The record is from RefSeq and is a predicted model, not a curated record. NCBI's taxonomy places the organism in Eukaryota, Metazoa, Chordata, Actinopteri, Scombriformes, Scombridae. The coding region runs from base 1 to 1143 and encodes 380 amino acids. The transcript is spliced from 3 exons. Gene Ontology annotation, molecular function: G protein-coupled enkephalin receptor activity; neuropeptide binding. Gene Ontology annotation, biological process: neuropeptide signaling pathway; G protein-coupled opioid receptor signaling pathway.
AUGGAGCCAUACACGGUCUCCGGAGCUCAGCUCUCCCUGUCCGACCUUUACUCUGUCAUCCCCUUCAAUGUCACCUUCCCGGACGAGGAGAGCGUUAUGAUGGGCGACAGGUUCCAGAAUUACACCGAGCAGGAGCAGCAGAGUCCCGUGAAGAGCACCGGGGGUAUAGUCAUAGCCAUAUCCAUCACGGCUCUCUACUCCGUCAUUUGCGUGGUGGGACUUCUGGGCAACAUCCUUGUCAUGUACGGAGUGGUCAGAUAUACCAAGAUGAAGACGGCCACAAACAUCUACAUCUUUAACUUGGCUCUCGCAGAUGCCCUGGCCACCAGCACACUGCCUUUCCAAAGUGCCAAAUACCUCAUGAAUACCUGGCCAUUUGGGGAAGUAUUGUGCAAGCUCAUUAUUGCCAUUGACUACUACAACAUGUUCACAAGCAUUUUCACCCUCACCAUGAUGAGCGUGGACCGCUACAUCGCUGUGUGCCAUCCAGUCCGAGCACUUGAGUUUCGGACACCAGUCAAGGCGAAGUUGAUCAAUGUACUCAUCUGGGUACUGUCCUCAGCGAUUGGAGUGCCUAUUAUAAUCAUGGCGGUGACCAAAGUGACGGAUAAUGGUAAAACCAUGUGCAUGCUGAAGUUCCCUGACCCUGACUGGUACUGGGACACAGUGACUAAGAUCUGCGUCUUCAUCUUUGCUUUUGUGGUUCCUGUGAUGGUCAUCACCAUAUGUUAUGGCCUCAUGAUCCUGCGUCUCAGGAGUGUCCGCCUGCUCUCAGGCUCCAAGGAGAAAGAUCGAAACAUGCGACGCAUCACACGAAUGGUCCUGGUGAUAGUAGCAGCCUUUAUCAUCUGCUGGACCCCGAUUCAUAUCUUCAUCAUCGUGAAGACCAUGGUAGAGAUCAACACCAGGAAUCCCUUUGUGAUAGCCAGCUGGCACCUGUGCAUCGCCUUGGGCUACACCAACAGCAGCCUCAACCCUGUCCUGUACGCAUUUUUGGAUGAGAACUUCAAGCGAUGCUUCAGGGAUUUCUGCCUUCCCUGCCGGCCCCGUGUAGAGCAGAACAGUUUGACCAGAGGUCGUAAUACCACUAGGGAGCCGGUGUCCGUUUGCGCUCCAACAGAAGCAGGGAAAAAGCCAGCAUGA